AUGGGAGAUGGGAGAUGGGAGAUGGGAGAUGGGAGAUGGGAGAUGGGAGAUGGGAGAUGGGAGAUGGGAGAUGGGAGAUGGGAGAUGGAAGAUGGGGGAUGGGAGAUGGGAGAUGGGAGAUGGGAGAUGGGAGAUGGGAGAUGGGAGAUGGGAGAUGGGAGAUGGGAGAUGGGAGAUGGGAGAUGGGAGAUGGGAGAUGGGAGAUGGGAGAUGGGAGAUGGGAGAUGGGAGAUGGGAGAUGGGAGAUGGGAGAUGGGAGAUGGGAGAUGGGAGAUGGGAGAUGGGAGAUGGGAGAUGGGAGAUGGGAGAUGGGAGAUGGGAGAUGGGAGAUGGGAGAUGGGAGAUGGGAGAUGGGAGAUGGGAGAUGGGAGAUGGGAGAUGGGAGAUGGGAGAUGGGAGAUGGGAGAUGGGAGAUGGGAGAUGGGAGAUGGAAGAUGGGAGAUGGGAGAUGGGAGAUGGGAGAUGGGAGAUGGGAGAUGGGAGAUGGGAGAUGGGAGAUGGGAGAUGGGAGAUGGGAGAUGGGAGAUGGGAGAUGGGAGAUGGGAGAUGGGAGAUGGGAGAUUGGAGAUGGGAGAUGGGAGAUGGGAGAUGGGAGAUGGGGGAUGGGAGAUGAAAGAUGGGAGAUGGAAGAUGGGAGAUGGGAGAUGGAAGAUGGAAGAUGGAGACAAAUUUGAAGAUAGCGAUUGCGAAAACGACUAUUAUAACUAUAGCAAACAAUCAAGAUAA
This is a messenger RNA of Malaya genurostris, 726 nucleotides long. RefSeq lists its product as uncharacterized. Lineage: Eukaryota; Metazoa; Arthropoda; Insecta; Diptera; Culicidae. The transcript has a single exon. The coding region runs from base 1 to 726 and encodes 241 amino acids. The record is from RefSeq and is a predicted model, not a curated record.